AUUAAUUAUUAAACAUGGGUGCAUUUUUGGAUAAACCCAAAACUGAGAAACAUAAUGCUCAUGGUGCUGGGAAUGGUUUACGUUAUGGCCUGAGCAGCAUGCAAGGAUGGAGAGUGGAAAUGGAAGACGCACACACAGCUGUUGUAGGUAUUCCUCACGGCUUGGAAGACUGGUCAUUUUUUGCAGUUUAUGAUGGUCAUGCUGGAUCCCGAGUGGCAAAUUACUGCUCAACACAUUUAUUAGAACACAUCACUAAUAAUGAAGACUUCAGGGCAGCUGCAAAAUCAGGAUCUGCUCAUGAGCCUUCAGUGGAAAAUGUCAAGAAUGGUAUCAGAACUGGCUUUUUGAAAAUUGAUGAAUUCAUGCGUAACUUUUCAGACCUCAGAAAUGGAAUGGACAGGAGUGGUUCAACUGCAGUGGGAGUUAUGAUUUCACCGAAGCAUGUCUACUUUAUCAACUGUGGUGAUUCACGUGCUGUUCUGUGUAGGAAUGGACAAGUCUGCUUUUCCACCCAGGAUCACAAGCCUUGCAAUCCAAGGGAGAAGGAGCGUAUCCAAAAUGCAGGAGGCAGCGUAAUGAUACAGCGUGUUAAUGGUUCAUUAGCAGUGUCUCGUGCUCUGGGGGACUAUGAUUACAAGUGUGUUGAUGGCAAGGGCCCAACAGAACAACUAGUUUCUCCAGAGCCUGAGGUUUAUGAACUUUUGAGAGCAGAAGAUGAUGAAUUUAUCGUUUUGGCUUGUGAUGGGAUCUGGGAUGUUAUGAGUAAUGAGGAGCUCUGUGAUUUUGUUAAAUCUAGGCUUGCGGUAUCUGAUGACCUGGAAAAUGUGUGCAAUUGGGUGGUGGACACUUGUUUACAUAAGGGAAGUCGCGAUAACAUGAGUAUUGUACUAGUUUGCUUUCCAAAUGCCCCCAAGGUCUCAGAUGAAGCAGUGAGAAAAGAUUCAGAGUUGGAUAAGUACUUGGAAUCACGGAUUGAAGAAAUUAUGGAGAAGUUUAGUGAGGAAGGAAUGCCUGAUCUUGCCCAUGUCAUGCGUGUCUUGUCUGCAGAAAAUAUCCCAAAUUUGCCUCCUGGGGGAGGUCUUGCUGGCAAGCGCAAUAUUAUUGAAGCUGUUUAUAGUAGGCUGAAUCCACAUAGAGAAAAUGAUGGGGGUGCUGGAGAUCUAGAAGACCCAUGGUAGCCUUAUAAACUUCUAAAAUGCUUUUGAUUCUGAAAAUUGGGGGAAAAACUUUUAAUCACAUUUUCUUCAAUACAAGGGAAAAAUAUUCUUGUGGAUUCCCAACGUUUUGUGAUAUGAGCAGAAAAUCAUUAGCAUUUCCCAUCAUUUGUUCAUAUUUGUGUUUUCUGAUAAUUGCCACUUGUAGCAUUGCCUGUACUACAGUAUUUUUGCCAACCUCAGGCAUACUAAUUCCAUCUGUAUUGAACUAUUGGCCCUAAAAACCAAUGGAGUUAUUUCACCACAAGUAAUAAUUGUGCCUGAGGUGCAUGGGAAUAUAGUUAGCUGUACUUUGAAGAUACAUUAUGGUUUUUUUUUGUGGUUUUUUUUUAAACAAGACACACAACAUAUAAGCAUGUAAGAGUAAAGAAUUAUAUGAGAUGUUCUUUUUUUCAAUUCACCAAGUUGAAAGCCUUUUGCAGGUCUGGCUUAAAAUUUCAUUUGGGCAAUCUACUAUAGGGUAUAUAUUUAUUAAUUGUUACUUAAUUUUUUUCCAAUUUCACCUGUAUUACCAAACUGGGUUCUUCAAUAAUGUCCAAAUUGUAAUGUUGCCUGCUUUAAGAUAAGUGUAUUUGGCAAUAAUAUUAUAAACCCUUAAAAAUUUUAUGCAUGUGUCUCCUAUAUCCUUCAACACACACCAGAAAAUCUUUGAAACCAAAUGGAUUAAUUUAUGGCUAUUUAUAAUUUGCUUAGACAUCUCAUUGCUGCAAAUUUUUUAAAUGAUGAGAUUUGCUUUUAUAAUAUAAAUUGUGAUUUUUGAUUUACAUGUGGGUUUCUAUAGUUUUAAUUUUUCAGCUUUUAAGAUACAAAAAGUUUUGUGUAAUUUGGUAUAAAUUUUAAUUGUUUACGUUAUUUUAAAAGCUCAGAAUAUCACAUUGAAAUGACUAUAAAUACAUUUAAAAUUAUCUAUUUUAGAACUAAGGAAAUAUUACAGAGAUAUUUUCAUGGGUUCAGUAACCUUUCAUUUUAUAACAUUGGGCACGGUACAGAGUGGCUGUCACAUAAGGUACUUGAAGAUUAUUCAUUUAAUUCUAUUUUUACAAUAACCUUGAAUUCUUGAAUUCUUUUUGAGUUUUGCAUGUAUCCAAUUAAUGCUGAACAUGAAGAGUAAAAUAUUUAUCUAAAAGCUAUUGGGGUAGGAGAAGCAAUGAAUGUAUCCAUUUGUACAUGGUUUACAUGUUGUGGAUGCUUUGUAAACACUUUCCUGUAUGUUUAAAUUGUGUUUCAGCGGGAUGUAAUUGCCUUUGUGUGUAGUUAAAAUGAGUCAUCAUCUGGUCCUGUGUGCAGUGGAAUUCAUGGUAUUUUCUGUAACAUUUCCCUGAAGCUGUUUCUGGAGAGCCACACAUUUGAAUACAGACAGACAGUUUCCUUGAUCAUUCGAUUUAUUGUGCACCUGAUUUUUGGCCUAAAAGAAUUAUUGCCACAAUAUAUUUUAUUUAUUCUUUAGAUUUUAGCCUUGUAAGUUAAAGUGCUUUACAUGAUGAUGUUAAAAGCUAUUUGUCCCUUUACUGGGUUUAAGGGUUGUUAAAAGAGAGGGAAUGAAGAAUGCAAAAAAUGGUUUAUUGUUCAACUGUCCACUCUGAUCCAAUCCUGUACUGACAGUACCUUUCCAGUAUGAUAUUGUGAUGUUUCAUACAAUGCAGUGAACAUAACCAACUUGUUACCUAAAUAAAGAAUUGAUAAAAACAGUGUGACAUAUUACUACUUGGUAUGAUUUUUAAAAAUAAAAGUCCAGUUUUGAAUGUUAUUUUAAACAUUUUAUAUAGUUAGAAUAUUGUGAAAUGUUUUGUACAGAACUGUGCAGUUAAAUUUUAAUUCCAGGGAAGAAUUAACUAAACUAUAUAAGACAAUACUAAUUAAACCCUUCUCCACUUCCAAACAUUUUUUAUACCACUUUAACCUUUCUCUGGGAGUUUAGUGGCCCUUGAAAUACAAAUAAUGCGUGAGUUAGCAAAAAACUCGUGUUUACUAAUAUGAAUUUCCUAGUCCCACUGUUCUCAAACAUUUAUAUUCUUAAAAGUUGAGGAUCCCAAAGAACUUUUGCUUUUGAGGGUUAUAUCUAUUGAUAUUUAUUGUAUUAAAAAACAACAACACCAUUACCUGUUAACAUAAAGAGCAUUGUUUUAUAAAAAGAUUAUUUUCCAAAA
Myotis davidii is the source of this 3361-nucleotide messenger RNA. RefSeq names its product protein phosphatase, Mg2+/Mn2+ dependent 1B (gene PPM1B). The coding region runs from base 15 to 1178 and encodes 387 amino acids. Gene Ontology annotation, cellular component: nucleus; cytosol. The record is from RefSeq and is a predicted model, not a curated record. The transcript is spliced from 5 exons. Gene Ontology annotation, biological process: positive regulation of canonical Wnt signaling pathway; protein dephosphorylation; negative regulation of canonical NF-kappaB signal transduction. Gene Ontology annotation, molecular function: protein serine/threonine phosphatase activity; manganese ion binding; magnesium ion binding. NCBI's taxonomy places the organism in Eukaryota, Metazoa, Chordata, Mammalia, Chiroptera, Vespertilionidae.